Messenger RNA from Cicer arietinum (chickpea), 994 nucleotides. Lineage: Eukaryota; Viridiplantae; Streptophyta; Magnoliopsida; Fabales; Fabaceae. The record is from RefSeq and is a predicted model, not a curated record.
UUUGAUUGUGAGGAACGUUCCAGCAUUAGGUUGCGGCGAUGACUUGCUGCAACUCUUUUCAUCAUACGGAGAAGUAGAGGAGUGUAAGCCAAUGGACGCAGAAGACUGUGAGCAAUUCACCGAUGUUUAUUGGAUCAAGUUUCGUCUUUUCAGCAAUGCCAGGUUUGCGAAAAGAAAAUUGGAUGAUUUUGUUUUCCUCGGAAACCGAUUACAGGUUUCGUAUGCUCCUCAUUUUGAGAGUCUGUCGGAUACAAAGGAUAAAUUGGAGGUUAGAAGAAGGGAGGUUUUAGCUCGACUGAACCCUGGAAGAUCCAAAGAGACUAUUGCCUCAAGCUCUAGGUCCGUAAUUACAUCAAGCACCAGUUGCUUAUCAGAACAUCUAAAUCCUAAUCAAAGAAAUGCAGAAUUUGAAGCAAAGUCAAACGACGGUAAUCUUCCAAAAAGAAUGGUUUCCUCUAAUGAGGACUAUUUUCCCUCCCGUUCCAUGAAUCAAACAGUGAGGUUUGUCAGGGAUAAGCUUGAUAAGAUUCAAUCCAGUGGCGAGCAUCUACAAGCUGGAUCAACAUCAAAAAAAGCACGAGUUGAUAAUAGGAGGAGGAUUUAAUGUGUAAAAUUAAAAAGUUUUAGAAUGGAGCCCUACAUUAUCGGAUUUCCUCUCUCUCUCUCUCUCAAGCUCUAUUCAUUCCUUCUGGUUCAAGAUCGAUCUCCUUUUGGGAUUUGUUCGAAUUAAUGUUAUAAGGGGUGAAAGUGUAUUAUGAAUUCCAUUGGAGUGUCUGUGCUCUUGCAUUUACCUAGAGGUAGAUAUUUCACUCGUUCUUGUUAGCUCUUAUGUAGUUUGAAAUUUGUAAUGUAUCCAUAUUAACUUGCUUCUGGUUGAGUUUUGUUUUCCAUUUUGUGGAAAUUAGUUGUCUUUGUAAAAUAGGGCAAAAACCUUGUUUGAGUUACAUCAAUUACUAUUUUAAUAAAUUAUUAAUAUAGUUAAUUGAUAUGAAUA